UUUUUUUUUUUGGGGGUCGAUAAUUCAAUUUUAAAAGAUUCUCCAGCGACGUAAUCAUUUUAGAAGUUGACAGAUUAUCGAGAAACAUACCGUUGCUGGCUGCCGCUGCUGGUCGCCUUCCUUCGUCAACCGGGAACUCUCCCUGCGAAACCCUAGCCGAGCUCGACGACGUUCUCGGCCCGCCCCUCCCUGCGAUUUCUCGCAUCCCGGCGAUCGAUUCCCGGUUCCGUUCGCGAGAGGGUUUUGGGAGGGAUUUCCGGUGCAAGUAUGAAAGAGGGUAAAUCGGCUAAGCAGAAUCAGCAGCAGCAGCAGCACCAGAAGGAUCACCUGUCUCCGUUCAAGCUCGCGAAAUUGUUGGAUCCGGAGGCCUCGUGGGACAAGGAUCAGUUGGGAGAUGUGCUGCAUUGGAUUCGGCAGGUGGUGGCGCUUGUGUGCGGAUUGCUGUGGGGUGCGAUACCUUUGGUUGGAGGCAUAUGGAUUGUCCUGUUCCUGGCAAUAUCAUCUGGCAUAGUGUAUGGCUAUUAUGCGAUGAUACUAAAGAUUGAUGAAGAGGAAUAUGGCGGUCACGGAGCUCUUCUUCAGGAGGGGCUAUUUGCCUCCUUGACUCUCUUUCUGCUUGCAUGGAUUCUAGUCUAUAGCUUGGCUCAUUUCUGAUCAGAUAGUAUUGCGGGAUGGCCUGUCCUUAUGGGAACAAGUUAGAUGGUUUUUGUGCCCACAAAUUUCAGGGAGUUCGUGGGCAGUGCAACAUUACCAAUGGCGACAGUGAGAAGCUUCUUAGUUGCGAUUAUUUCCUUCUAUUUUUUGAGCAUGCAACAGUCAAAUCUGGCAGAGCAUCAAUUUGCCGGAUUUUGGCUCAUAAUCACCGGAUGCUUUCGACGAAUUCUUCCUCUUCUUUUUUGUCGUUUUCAACAAACAUCUCAGGAAAUGUAGCAAUACACGAUGCCCUCACGGACGAUAUCCGUGAUGUUAUUUUCGUCACUGAAAUAAAGUUAUACGGAAAAACAAUAGUUGGCGACUUGUUUUCUUUGGUUUCCCCACUUGUGGACUCUCUUGUAAUCUUUUCUAUAUCACUGUUUCCUCUGCUGCCAUGUUGGCGAGCAAAA
This is a messenger RNA of Syzygium oleosum, 1103 nucleotides long. RefSeq lists its product as uncharacterized. The record is from RefSeq and is a predicted model, not a curated record. Lineage: Eukaryota; Viridiplantae; Streptophyta; Magnoliopsida; Myrtales; Myrtaceae. Bases 268 to 654 code for a protein of 128 amino acids. The transcript is spliced from 4 exons. Gene Ontology annotation, biological process: mitochondrial respirasome assembly.